Molecule: messenger RNA, 2118 nt
Organism: Staurois parvus
Lineage: Eukaryota; Metazoa; Chordata; Amphibia; Anura; Ranidae
Source: the annotation of a GenBank genome assembly
AUGAGCGGCCUAGACCCGCGGAAGAUGAAAGUAACCGAACUGCGAGCUGAACUGCAGCGCCGGGGACUGGACUGCCGGGGCCUGAAGGCCGAGCUCAGCGACAGGCUGCAGGAGGCGCUCGACUCCGAGCUGCUUGGCGGGGGCGACGAGGAGAAGGCGGCGACCGCCAACCCGGGAUUAGCAGAGGAGGAGGAGGAGCGGGCCUUGGAGCUCGGGGAGGGAGAAGACGAGGACGACCAGGCCGGGGAGCCGGUAGAGGAGGAAGAGGACGAGGAGGCCGCACACGACGAGCAGGAUCUCCCGGGGGAGUCGGGCUGUGCCCCCACCGAAGAGGAGGAGGAGGAAGAAGAAGAUAUGGAGGAGGCGGCCGAGGCUGGGGGGUCGGUGAAUGGCGCCGCACACAAGGAAUCGGCGGAGGCCAAGGACGGAGAGAAGGCCGGGGCUGGCGCUGAAGCUGAUAAAAAGAAGUCUGAUUCAAAAAAUGCAGGAGCUGGACGCAAAGGGGUUAAGAGAGUACGGGAGGAAGAACAACGUGGACGCACAUAUCAUGAAUACAAAGAGGAGGGUUAUUAUAGCCGUUCCAAGUCUCCUGCACCUACUGUAGAGGCAUGCGAUGAAGUGGAAGACAGUGUGCUGUGUCUUGAUAUUUCCAACUGUGAUCUGCAAUUUAAGAUGGAUAAGGACCGCUUUGGAGGAAGACCUCUGUUUUCUGAGAAGUUCCCAUCUUUGUGGUCAGGAUCUCGAGCCACUCAUGGGGUAACUGAUGGCACAGUUUACUAUGAAGUCAAGGUGACUGAGAAUCUUCCUGUGAAAGAAGGCUGUACGGAGGUUCCUCUGCUCCGUGUGGGCUGGUCUGUAUACCAGUCAGCUCCUCAGCUGGGUGAAGAUGACUUAUCCUUUGCUUACGAUAGCCGGGGAUUGAAGGUCACCAGUGCACAUUUUGAUCCUUAUGGGGAAUCUUUUGGUGAAAAUGACGUGGUUGGCUGCCUUGCUAACCUUGAUGGUGACUCGGUGGAGAUAUCUUUCUCUAAAAAUGGCGCCGAAUUUGGCCAGGCAUUUGUAGUAGAUAAGAAUACAUUAGGAGAGCAGGCAUUGAUGCCCCAUAUUUUGUGCAAGGGCUGCGCUUUCCAGGUGAACUUUGGUCAGAGGGAGGAGCCCUGGCAUAGUCCACCUGAUGACUUUACAUUCCUAAAAGAGUUUACAGAUGAGGAUCUUACAAGAGCACCAUCGCCACCAAAAACCAAUGAGGAGUGUGAGGUGUUGCUUAUGGUUGGUCUCCCAGGAACUGGAAAAAGCACAUGGGCUCAAAAACACAUCGAGGAAAAUCCAGAGAAACAAUUCCAGCAUCUUUGUACAGAUGCUCUUCUGCCACAACUGAAGACAGCUGGACCAGAUGCCCCUGAAGAAGAUGAGAAAGCAAAGGAUCAUCUUGUCCAGGUAGCAACUCAGUGUUUGAUCAGGCUGGUGCCACUGGCUGCCCGCAGGAAGAGAAAUUACAUAAUUGAUCAGUGCACAGUGUACAGCUCUGCACAGCGCAGGAAAAUGCAUUGUUUCAAAGGAUUUCAACGCAAAGCUGUGGUACUCGUCCUCAGUGAUGAGGAGUGGAAGAAAAGGUUGGAAAUGCGCAAAGAGAAGGAAGGGGAGAUUGUUCCUGAAUAUGUACUCUUGGAAAUGAGAGCCAACUUCGUUCUUCCUGCAAAGGGUGACUUUCUAGAAGAUGUUCUGUAUGCUGAGCUGGGCCAGGAAGAGGCAGAUGCUCUGGUACAGAAAGAGAAGAAGGAGGCACGGAAGCAGCUGCCCACCAAUGAGAAGAGACGACACCGUAUGCAAAAGCGUGCACGCUCAGACAGGGGCCGCGGAGGUAACCGUAACUACCAACAUCAGAGGAGCUUCAAUAGCCGUAUGUACUUGCAGCACUCAAGGCCACAGCCCUAUCAUCAGCAGCCACGUCAGUACUGGGGAGGAACCCACAGAGGGGGUUACCAGGAUUUCUAUGAUCGUUAUUCUGAGCCACAAAGAUACUAUGGACAACCAAACUUCAGGCAGCAAAAUAGAGGAUGGCAGAACUAUGACAGAGCACCAUACUGGGAUUACUAUGGGUACCGUGGAUACCGGUGA